Molecule: messenger RNA, 1938 nt
Organism: Frankliniella occidentalis (western flower thrips)
Lineage: Eukaryota; Metazoa; Arthropoda; Insecta; Thysanoptera; Thripidae
Product: zinc finger BED domain-containing protein 4-like
Exons: 6
Coding region: 1-1938 (645 amino acids)
Molecular function (GO): protein dimerization activity; DNA binding
Source: RefSeq, a predicted model, not a curated record
AUGGCUCCCCCGAAGAGUGCGGCUUGGAAACACUUUACAAAACUUUCCAAGACCGAAGCAAAGUGUACAAUCUGUGGGGGGGUUGUGAAAACUUCAGGGAACACUUCCAACUUGUGGCUUCACCUGGAAGGUCACGGAAUCAAGAAAAGUAAGAACGCUUCGUCUACAAACAGUGAAGACCUCAUUGACUUGGACGAUCCUGUGGUGGCUCUAGAUGAUGAUAAUUCAAACGACGGUAGUGUGGCAUCAACAUCAUCGGGUACUCGCCCCUUGCCGUCACCAACUCUCCUUGGCAAGCGGAAAAGAAGCUUUGAUAGUGCCUCAUCCAUGACAUCUCCGCCAAAGCAGGCAACGCUCGACGAAACGCUACAGCGCGCUGGAUCUUUCAAAGCGGGAGGCCAGAGAGCCAAGGAGCUCGACCAGGCUUUCUUGUACAUGUGUAUGAAAGACAAUAUGCCACUUAGCUCUGGUGACAAAGUCGGUAUGCAAGUCUUCACAAAGCAAGCCGCUCCCCUGUGGAAACCCCCAAGCAGAGGCAGGCUGACCACUAUGAUGGAGGUGAAUUUCUUGGGCGUCACUGCUCACUUCCCCAUUGGCACCGAAAUGGAAACAGUUGUGCUAGGGUUACGACUCCUGACCGAGAGUCACACAGCUGAAUACUUGGCUACCCAGUUUGACGAAAUUCUGGCCGAAUGGAAGAUCGAGAAGAAAAAAGUGUCUGCCGUGGUGACAGACAACGCCGAAAAUAUGAAGGCAACAGUCCGAUUAGCGUUUGGACCUGACAAACAAUUAGGGUGCUUUGCUCACACAAUUAACUUGAUACCGAAGGCAGGGCUGGGCUGCAAGAGGGUCAACAACAAAAAUGUACCAAAUGUGCCCGGUCUCCCUGAAUUAGUGGCAAGUGUGAAGAACAUCGUUUCGUAUUCUCAUCGAAGCUACAAUUUCUCCAAUGAGCUUAAGAGACUGCAGGCAGAGAGGGGGAUUAGUGAGGGCAAGCAGCUGCGCCUCCUCCAGGACUGCCCUACGCGAUGGGGGUCUACAUAUCUGAUGUUGGACCGCUUUUUGGACAUGGCCGAAAUUGUGACACUUGCUGCUCUGAAAUUCCCCACAGAAGUAGUUAUGCUCUCUGCUACGCAACUAGCCACUCUGCGUCUCGUAAGGGACCUGCUCCGGCCCUUCCAUGAGGUAACAAAGGAGAUGUCGGCGGAGAAAAGCACGACGGCCAGCAAGGUCAUACCCAUGGUGACAGUUCUUCGCAAGAGCAUUGAUAACAUAAGUGCACCCCUCAAUGACGAUAUCGCCAAAAACUUUCGGAAGUUCAUAGUGGAUGAAUUCGAUCGAAGAUUCGAUCAGACAGAAAGUUGCAUGCCAUUGGCCAUAGCCACACUAGUGGACCCACGCUUCAUGACUACCUAUUUUAGAAACCCUCUGGCCGUAUCUAGAGCAAGAACCUACGUGGAGGACAUGGUAAAGAAAUACAUCCGUGAGGAAGUCACUCGCGCUGAGGAGAAUCAAGCUGCUUCUACAGCUACUGAACCAGCUGAAACUAACCAGCAGCAGAAAGAAAGCGGCGGACUUCUGUGGGGAGAGCACGACGCCAUGGUGGCCGCGGCCUAUGUGGCUAACAGUUCCGACGACCCGGCGGGGAAGGCCAGAACAGAGGUGCGCGCGUUCCUCGGUCGCCCUCCCGCACCGCGGGUGAGCAAUCCACUCGAGGUGUGGGAGUCAAUUCGCCACGAGUAUCCUCACCUGUAUCGAGUGGCAAGGCUGUUCCUCCCCAUGCUCGGCACUUCUGUGCCGUGUGAGAGGUCAUUUUCUGAUGCAGGGAGGAUAAUGACGGAUGACGGCAACCGUCUAAGUGCAGAGCAUCUCAAGCAUCGAGUUUUCCUAUACAAACUUAGUGAUAACAUUUGGUAUCACAAUCCCGACAAAAAGUAA